UGGUGCAAGACUCUCAAGAAAGGUUGAUCUACAUGGCCACCAAAGUUAUCCAGGACGACAUCGCAAGCUUCCGACCCACGCCCGAAGACCUCGAUUACCCCGGCAUGCUCCUACGAGCAGCGAGGGGCGGUGGCACCAGCGACGGCUUAGUCAACGCUAGGACAGGGGCGGGGGAUCAGCCGUCGCCUUCCUCUCCUCCUUCUUCUACUAAGGGGAGCGCGCCGGCUUACACGACGUGGUACCCACCGCUGCGAUCGACGCUUCAGGUGCUCAGCAAGGUGUACCGCGCGGUGGACAUGGGAGUCUUCGAGGACCUGGCCCAGCUGUCGGUGGCGGCGUGCGCGGAGUCUUUGAAGGGAUGA
Ectocarpus sp. CCAP 1310/34 is the source of this 362-nucleotide messenger RNA. The record is from the annotation of a GenBank genome assembly. Lineage: Eukaryota; Phaeophyceae; Ectocarpales; Ectocarpaceae.